GACGCUCUGUCGCCCCGGAACGAGAAAGCGAUAGAAACUGAAUGGCGGGAUUUGUUGUGUUUACAAACUGCUGCUAAAAGUUAAAAUCAGAAGAUUUAAAUCUUUCUGUUGGAAAAAAACCCAUUUAUGUGGAAAUAUGUGUGAAAAGAGCAAAAGGGUAAAUCGAUGGCUGGGGUCAGUUUUUGGGGAUCAGACUGUGCCCGACUUUGAAGUGAACACUCGCACAAUGGAUCUUCUUGACCAGCUUGUGCAACUCAGUGAGGCUAGGUGUGAGGAGGUCAAGCUGCUCACAGAUGACCACAAGCAAAAAGCUUCAGAGUAUCAGAGUGAUGGUGCACAUUUACAGGAUCUGCUUCUCCAAGGAGUGGGACUGCAACCAGGAAUCAUGUGCAAAUCCACCUCAGACCUGCUGUCUGUGUUAGAAGGCACUGCUGAGGCACUUAGAGUUAAAGACACCUCCAUGGGGAGCUUUGUCCCUGCAGUUAAUAAACUGACCAGUGAUCUGGCUGAGGCAGAAAAGACUGAUAGGAGACUGGGGCGAGAGCUGUCUGCUGUAAGGAAAAAAAUGGCGUCAACAAUGAUACUUCGUAAAAAACUGGACGGGGACCUGAAGAAGACCACUCAAGCCCAGCAGGUGGAAGCAGCAACAGCAGAGGAGAGGCUGCUCAAUAUGGACUUUAUGAAAAGUAAAUCCAGAGAUCUUACCUACAGGAACAAGAUAGCACAGGACAAGUUAGCCUCUAUACAGAUGGAGGAAUCUCUUACCCAUCAAUCCAUUGUGCAGCUCUCAGAGAGAAUCACAGCACUGAAGCAAGAAAUAGUCCCACUUAUGAAGAAAUUGGAGCCCUACAGUGAUCUCAGCCCUAGUCCUGCCCUGGCUCAAGUUAAAAUCGAAGAAGCAAAACGAGAGCUUGCACGCUUGGAUGCUGAAUUGGAGCAGAAGGUGGACCUGAUGAACACAUUGUCCAAAUAACCUGCUGGAAUAAAGCCACAUUACUGUCACUAAAGGAAUAGUUUGCCUAACAGCCAAAUGUUUUACCAUCACAUCAUGUUUUGCCUCUUUUUAUUUCUGUACUGGUCCUACAAGGUUAUUGUGAAAAGGAGGAGGCUUUCACUGACAAGAGCAAAUAAUACGUGUUCGCUAUAUUAGCUGAAUUUCUUUAUUUUCACGUUUUUGAACAUGUCUGUUAAAACACAUAAUAUUUUUUCUGUUUUAGUGCUACAAGGCUAAAUGUAUUAUGUAUAAAUCACCCAUUAAAGUGAAAAAUGAUCAAGACAA
Astyanax mexicanus (Mexican tetra) is the source of this 1279-nucleotide messenger RNA. It is a transcript of the gene haus1, whose product is annotated as HAUS augmin-like complex, subunit 1. Gene Ontology annotation, cellular component: HAUS complex; cytosol. Gene Ontology annotation, biological process: centrosome cycle; spindle assembly. The transcript has 9 exons. NCBI's taxonomy places the organism in Eukaryota, Metazoa, Chordata, Actinopteri, Characiformes, Acestrorhamphidae. Bases 137 to 973 code for a protein of 278 amino acids. The record is from RefSeq and is a predicted model, not a curated record.